AUGAGGAAGUUGUACUCGAAGACCAUGUACGACGCGUCGGUGAGAUACGGGCUACUUUUGGAGCAGCUAGACAUCGAAGUCAGCCAUAACGGGCUCUGCGCCCUCCUUCACAUCACCAAGAUCCCCGACUUCUCCAAGCGGAUCCGAACAUUGAUACUCAAGUCUCCCUAUGAGAAGGAAGCUUCGCCAGACUACUUGACGGCUGAUUGGUCUAGCGAGACGGUACACCUUCUCGCGCAAUGUUUUCGGAACUUGAAAGACGCCCCUGCGCUAUCGGAGAUUACCGUUCACGGGCGCAACUUGUACGGUCUUGUUCCCGCUGCUCUAGCAGCAAGUGAGUUUCCACGCGAGAUCGCAAUCUUCGAGGUGCUAGCGCAGCCUGUCGUCAUAUCAGACUAUCGUAGGGUUACAAAUUCCCCAGAGGAAUGCGCGCCAUAUACCAAAGGUCUGAUCAUCAAAGCGCCCGACUCGGCUUUUAAGAGUGGGACGCCGCUCGAUAGGAAGCUGGCAAAGAAGAAGGAAAGACAGGUCGGCAACCAGGGCUACCACUUCAAAGGAUAUCAGCCAAGCUAUCGAGAGUUCUCCGGAUUUCUUGCAGCAUAUAACGAGAUCACCCAUCUUGAAAUCGUUGGAUGCGAUAAGAUGCCCAUGCUAAGGCUCUGCGACGGAUGCGACGCGGUGUUCAAGCAUAUUGUGACCGCGAACUUUCCUCACCUGACCUAUUUCUCUAUGAAAAAGGCCUACGUGAGUGGAAGCAGGCUCCGCCGCUUCGUUAAGCGGCACACCAAAACCCUGAAGGACGUCCGCUUCUCAUCCGUUUCUCUGACGGAUGGCUCAUGGCAAUCUCUAGCCCAGGGCUUGCUCAAACUAUCGCAACUCGAGACGCUGUAUUUUGAAUAUCUCUACCAAAGACACGAGGUCGUCAAGUCUAAGAUUCCGUCUUUCUCCGAUCAAAGCUGGUACACCGAACUCGUACAUUACGGAAAGGCGAAUAUAAAACUCUUUCUGCAAAUGUUUCUGCAGCACUUCUGGACGGCGGACUUCGACCGCAAACCAUAUUCUCGUGGCUAUACCACACAACCGUCGCGCAAGACUCGGGCAAGAUACUACCAAGUGUACAUGUAUGACUUUCCUAACGUUGUGGCGAGUCUCGGAUAUAUGGAAGCUGCAUACGUUGAGAUGCGAUAUGCACAGGAGGUCUUGGACGUUAGUUCUGAUUGGAGUGAUAGACAGACGUAUAGAAAGUACUAG
This is a messenger RNA of Alternaria triticimaculans, 1251 nucleotides long. RefSeq lists its product as uncharacterized. The coding region runs from base 1 to 1251 and encodes 416 amino acids. NCBI's taxonomy places the organism in Eukaryota, Fungi, Ascomycota, Dothideomycetes, Pleosporales, Pleosporaceae. The transcript is spliced from 3 exons. The record is from RefSeq and is a predicted model, not a curated record.